Messenger RNA from Salvia splendens (bonfire salvia), 2338 nucleotides. Its product is annotated as polyadenylate-binding protein 8. Gene Ontology annotation, molecular function: RNA binding. The transcript is spliced from 9 exons. The coding region runs from base 178 to 2139 and encodes 653 amino acids. The record is from RefSeq and is a predicted model, not a curated record. Lineage: Eukaryota; Viridiplantae; Streptophyta; Magnoliopsida; Lamiales; Lamiaceae.
UUAACUGUAUUCACCGAGUGCGGUGCAGUUCCCUGCUCUCCCGAAAAAACCCAAAAAUUUUCUCUCUAAAAGCUCCAUAUCGCUUUCCGUAUCCCAAUUUAUCCCCAAUUUAUCAUUACACCCAGCUGAAAACCUUAUUCUAGCCCUAGAAUCAACAAUCUCCCUGAAAUUCGAGUGAUGGCCCAGAUUCAGGUGCAGCACCAGAAUGUGGCGGCGGCGGCUGCCCCAAUUGGAGUGGCGGCGGUGGCUGCGCCGGCGCCCGGUGGAGCGGCGGGAGGACAGUUUCAGACGACCUCUCUGUAUGUCGGUGACUUGGAUUUCAACGUAACGGACUCGCAGCUCUACGAUCUGUUCAAUUCGGUCGGGCAGGUUGUCUCGGUUAGGGUUUGUCGCGAGCUUGGCACUCAGCGCAGCCUUGGCUAUGGCUAUGUCAACUAUGCCAACCCCCAGGAUGCUGCAAGAGCUUUGGAAUUGUUGAACUUCACUCCUCUCAAUAGCAAGUCGAUCCGAGUGAUGUAUUCUCACCGCGAUCCAAGUGUUAGAAAAAGUGGAAUGGCAAAUAUCUUUAUCAAGAAUCUGGACAAAACAAUUGACAACAAAGCUUUGCAUGACACGUUCUCUAGCUUUGGCAACAUCCUUUCCUGCAAGAUUGCGACAGACCCCCAUGGUCAGUCUAAGGGUUAUGGAUUUGUUCAAUUUGAUACUGAAGAAGCUGCACAAAGUGCUAUAGAUAAGUUAAAUGGUAUGCUUAUUAAUGAUAAGCAAGUCUAUGUCGGGCAUUUCCUUCGUAAGCAAGAAAGGGAUACUACACAGGCCAAUGCUAAGUUCAACAAUGUGUUUGUGAAAAAUUUAGCUGAUACCAUUACAGAUGAUGAUUUGAAAACAACUUUUGGUGAAUAUGGAGUAAUCACUAGUGCUGUAGUGAUGAGGGAUGCUGAUGGGAAGUCGAAAUGUUUUGGAUUUGUAAAUUUUGAGCAUGCCGAUGAUGCUGCUAAAGCUGUUGAAGCUCUAAACGGAAAGAAAUUUGAUGACAAGGAAUGGUAUGUUGGCAAAGCACAGAAGAAGUCGGAGAGAGAGAAUGAACUUAAAAGUCGGUUUGAGCAGACUACCAGGGAAACUGUUGACAAAUUUCCAGGAGUUAAUCUAUAUGUUAAAAACCUAGAUGAUAGCAUUGAUGAUGACAGGCUGAGAGAACUGUUUUCAGGUUUUGGUACCAUCACCUCUUGUAAGGUUAUGCGUGAUCCUAGUGGAAUAAGCAGAGGAUCUGGGUUUGUUGCCUUUUCAUCUCCUGAAGAAGCUUCCCGAGCUCUUACUGAAAUGAAUGGGAAAAUGUUAAUUAGCAAGCCUCUUUAUGUUGCAUUGGCACAACGCAAGGAAGAGAGGAGAGCCAAGUUACAGGCCCAAUUUUUGCAAAUGAGGCCUGUAGGAAUGCCACCUUCUAUGGCUCCACGUAUGCCCAUGUAUCCCCCUGGUGCACCUGGUAUCGGGCAGCAGCUAUUUUAUGGACAAGCCCCUGCUAUCAUUCCUCCUCAGGCUGGCUUUGGUUAUCAGCAGCAGCUUGUUCCUGGAAUGCGCCCUGGGGCUGCUCCCAUGCCAAACUUCUUUAUGCCACUAGUCCAACAGGGUCAGCAGGGCCAACGACCUGGUGGCAGAAGAGGAGGUCCAGGGCAACAAAAUCAGCAGCCUGUGCCGAUGAUGCAACAGCAGAUGAUGCCAAGGGGGAGGAUGUAUAGGUAUCCUCCUGGUCGUAAUGUGCCAGAUGGGCCCAUUCCCGGUGGAAUGCUUUCUGUGCCAUACGACCUGGGUGGCAUGCUUCCUCGCGAUUCUGCUGGUCCACAGCCUAUGCCGGUUACUGCUUUGGCUUCUGCCCUUGCCAAUGCAACACCUGAACAACAGAGGACGAUGCUGGGUGAGAACUUGUACCCGCUCGUUGAUCAGCUUGAGCACGAGCAUGCUGCGAAGGUUACAGGAAUGCUUCUGGAGAUGGAUCAGACCGAGGUUCUUCAUUUGCUCGAGUCGCCUGAUGCUUUGAAAUCAAAGGUUUCUGAGGCAAUGGAUGUCCUGAGGAACGUUCAGCAGUCUGGUAGCCCUGCCGACCAACUUGCUUCGCUGUCGCUGAACGACAACCUUGUUUCUUGAAAGUGAUGUGGACAUGGGUCAUCUUGUCCUGCCUAUCUGGAACAACUUUUUGGUAGUGAGGGUUUUAAAUUUGGAGACAAUUUAGGAUUUUGCGUUUGGGAUACUUUCUGUUGGUUUGCAAUUACUCUUCUGGAUUAACCUAAAGUUUUGGUUUUUGGAAUUUAAUUGCUUAUAUCUCUACAGUAGAAUGUUAUUGCAA